This is a messenger RNA of Salvelinus namaycush (lake trout), 2299 nucleotides long. RefSeq names its product progesterone receptor membrane component 2 (gene pgrmc2). Bases 32 to 628 code for a protein of 198 amino acids. NCBI's taxonomy places the organism in Eukaryota, Metazoa, Chordata, Actinopteri, Salmoniformes, Salmonidae. Gene Ontology annotation, cellular component: membrane; endomembrane system. The record is from RefSeq and is a predicted model, not a curated record. The transcript has 3 exons.
CGGGUCUUUGUGGGUAGGCUCUAUCAACAGUAUGGCGGACGAUGGCGACAAAUCGAGUGGAGCAGUUGACACUAGUGGCGGGCAGAGAACUUCAGAGGAGUCUGACGGCUUCAGUAUUAGCGGGAUGCUGUUAAAUUUAAGUAUUUUAGUUUUAGUGGUUACGAUCUGCUAUGUUAUUUAUCGGCGAUGGGGUAAACGGAUUGGUGCUGACGCGGCCCAGGCAAGCGAGGCCUCAUCUCUUCCAAAGAUGAGAAGACGUGAUUUCACUUUGGAGCAACUUGGGGAAUACGAUGGACUUCAAAACCCCCGGAUCAUGAUGGCAGUUAAUAUGAAAGUAUUCGAUGUUACCACCGGCAAAAAGUUUUAUGGUCGAGACGGUCCAUAUGGUAUCUUUGCGGGCCGGGAUGCAUCGAGGGGUCUGGCCACGUUCUGUUUGGAGAAAGAUGCCCUGAGGGAGGAGUAUGAUGACCUGUCAGACCUCAACGCUGUUCAGAUGGAGUCAGUCAGAGAGUGGGAGAUGCAGUUCAUGGAAAAAUAUGAUUAUGUUGGUCGGCUAUUAAAGCCCGGGGAUGAGCCUUCAGAAUACACGGAUGAAGAGGACAUCAAGGACCACCUGAAACAUGACUGAACUGUUGCCCUGCUCUGUUCCGUUCUGUUCACACCACCAACCAAAGCCAGGACCCAAACAGCUGCCAGCGCCCGCCUGCCCCUUCCCCGCCCUCCUCUCUCCCCCGCCUUCCCUCCCCAGCCAUUCUUCCUCCUCUGAUUGGAUGGUCCAGUGGGCGGGCUCUGGACUGACUCCUCCCCUCCACCAUACAGAUCACCACCAACAGAAACCAAUGUUGACAAUCUGUUUCAGGGGGAUUUGAAGGACAUUAACUUGUCUGGGUUUUGUGCUGUUAGAAUAUCUGAAAAAGGAAAAGAAAGAAAACAUUGCUAGAAUUUUCCUUGUGAUGUCACGGUUCUCUUCAUGUAAACAGAAACAGAGUGGUUGUCAAGCUGAGAGGUUGUGAUGGUCAGAGAAGACUGGGUGGAAAGGGAGAGCUUUUAGUUUUGUUCUUAUCCCUCCCCUCAACUGCUUUAGCAUUCGAUUUGAACCUUAUCAAUCAAUUAAUCGAUUGCCUGUGGGACUUUUGUUGAAGAAAAAAACAUUUGUUUAACUUUCCCCAAUUGAAAAGGCAGUGCUGUGGCCUAACCAAAGGCAAUGAGAGGUGAGUUAUAUGUUCCUGUGUUGGUAGUGUGUACACUACUAGGUUCUCUCUGUCAACAUCUCCUUCUGUUUGUGGGGUUCCAUGUGAUUCUAUUUGUGUGUGUGUGUGGGGGGGGGGGGGGGGGGGGGGGUAGUAACAUAUUUAGAACCACUCAGAUUGUUUGAUUGGGAAUACAAAGGGAAGGUCAGCUGGCAGACAGUUCUAAUCAAUCAACCAUUUCCAAGCCACACUACUAGAUGUCUGUACAAUCCCCUGGACAUGAAAUGGGCAAAGUAUUAAUUGUGCCUUAUUUUGUUUUAUACUACUAAAAUCCUGACCAGUCUAAAAAGAAAAAGAAGUGGGAGAUUUGUAAAACUACCCUUCCUGUUUAUUAGUUCUUUAUCUUGGAGGUGUUCUAAGAGCAGUCUGCUUUAGAGGUAUCAGAUGAAGACAUGCUCUGGUCUUUAGAGGUAUCAGAUGAAGACAUGCUCUGGUCUUUAGAGGUAUCAGAUGAAGACAUGCUCUGGUCUUUAGAGAUAUCAGAUGAAGACAUGCUCUGGUCUUUAGAGGUAUCAGAUGAAGACAUGCUCUGGUCUUUAGAGGUAUCAGAUGAAGACAUGCUCUGGUCUUUAGAGGUAUCAGAUGAAGACAUGCUCUGGUCUUUAGAGGUAUCAGAUGAAGACAUGCUCUGGUCUGAGAGAGACUCCCCACAUCACAACCUUGUAUGUGUACAUAUAUAGACCUCCGUGUUACUGCCAUAUUUAUGUAGUUAAUGAUGAACUCCAUAUAUUUCUGUGUUGUAUUGGCCAAAAGCCCCAUGUUUUUUUUUAUUUUUUAAAUGUGGGUGAAUUUCCAAAGGAAUGUUGAAAGUGCUGUGGGGAGGGAUCGGGGAAUGUUAAAGUGCUGUGGGGAGGGAUCGGGGAAUGUUCAAAUUUGGGAAAGAAGUGGCUUGUAAAUAUAUCUAUCAUUUUAUUAAAGCAUGUGCAACAAUGGUGAACUAUGCUGAAUUCCUGCCAAGUCAUGUAUUUAAUGUUGGGUUUGUGUCUGCAGAGAGAGACCGAGGCAAGGGAUUCCUUCAUGCAUAAUAAACUGAUUUGGUUAAUAAUUCA